This is a messenger RNA of Drosophila nasuta, 1977 nucleotides long. Its product is annotated as leucine-rich repeat-containing protein 58. The record is from RefSeq and is a predicted model, not a curated record. Gene Ontology annotation, cellular component: cytoplasm. The transcript has 3 exons. Gene Ontology annotation, molecular function: protein binding. Bases 532 to 1641 code for a protein of 369 amino acids. NCBI's taxonomy places the organism in Eukaryota, Metazoa, Arthropoda, Insecta, Diptera, Drosophilidae.
ACGCGCCAGUUCAGUCAUCGGUUGGUGCUGCGGUGGUGCUGUGGUGCUGUCUGUAGCCAAAAAAGAAAAAAAGAAAUAAAAAAAACACGCCGCGUACGAGUUGAAAUACUACAAACUUGCUUGCUUUAUUAUUUUGUUGCUAUUUUUUUCUGUUGUUGUUCGUUUUCGUUGAUAUUUUUUUUAUUCAUAUUUGAUACUCGUUGUCGACGCAGUCGCGUGUUAUUUUCUGUGUGUGUUGUUCUCGUUGUUGCUGUUUGUUUGAUUCGGUUUGGAUUUUGAUUUUGAUUUUGCGCCGUAGAUCGGCUUGGUAAACAAAGCAAACAAGCGAGCAAUGCGACGGUGACAGCCAUAAACAGCUUCUAGACAAAACGCUUGAAUAACAACCACAAUUACAAUUACAACUACAAAACUAAAUUCAUAUACAAACAAGCGCAAUUACACAUAUCAAUUGUGUGUGUGUAUUGUGAGCAAUAAGAAAUUAUAUAUACCGAGAGCAAAAGGUUUGGAGCAGUUUGUGUUGUCGCAGUGGAGAUGGAGCUCUAUACGUCGGACAGCUCGGACACGGAUUCGCGAGAGCAGAAAACAAUCGAUUUCGGACGCAUGAACUUGGAUCUGGUGACACUCGAGGAUCAUUUGAGUUCGCCGCACAAGGCACUGGCCAAAUCGAGCGGCGACAUCGAGACGCUGCUGUUGAAUCACAAUCGUUUGGUCGGUUUGCCGCGUAUGCUGCAACAGUUUGUCAACAUCAAGAUACUCGAUCUGAGCUCAAAUGCCAUUACCCAGCUACCCGAUGCCAUUUGCCAGCUGCCUCUGGUCACGCUGAUUGUGAAGAACAAUCUGUUGACGAAUGCCUCGUUGCCCAAAUCGCUGUUGAGCAAAUUGAGCGGCAGCAGCCAUGGCACCUCGACGCUGAAGGAGCUCAAUUUGAGUGGCAAUCAAUUGACGCAUUUUCCGGAACAGGUCACCGAACUGCGACAGAUCAAGUAUUUGUAUUUGGGCGGCAACAAGAUCUCCAGCAUCUCCAAGGACAUUUGGAAGAUGCAAAGUCUGCACGUACUUUCGUUGGGCGGCAACCUGAUCAAUGAGGUUCCCGAGACGGUUGGAUCGUUGAGUCAGCUGCAAGCGUUGGUGCUCUGCGACAAUCUGAUCGAGCAUCUGCCGACGAGCAUUGCACGCCUGAAGAACUUGAAGUCGCUGCUGCUGCAUAAGAAUAGACUGAAGCACUUGCCCAAGGACAUUGUGGCCCUGAAGAACCUAACCGAGCUGAGCUUGCGUGACAAUCCAUUGGUGGUGCGUUUCGUGCAGGACAUGGCCCUGAAGCCACCGACGCUAUUGGAGCUAGCCGGACGCAUUGUUCGCGCCAGUGGCCAACAACCGGGACCCGCCGAUGUGCCGCGCACAUUGGUUGAGUACCUGAAUAGUGCCAACUGUUGUGUCAAUCCCAAUUGCAAGGGCGUCUUCUUUGACAAUCGUGUGGAGCACAUCAAGUUCGUCGACUUCUGUGGCAAGUAUCGGGUGCCGUUGUUGCAGUACCUCUGCUCCUCCAAAUGCAUUGAACCCGAGCGUCCGGCACGCGCCACGACGAGCAGCAAUGCGAACGCCAGCAGCGGCUUCAUGAUGCGCAAGGUACUGCUCGGCUAAAGUUGCCCAGACUAGGGCACAUCUGGGUUUCCCCGGGACCGAAACAACCGUUCGACGCUGCGUCGCUGCCCCAUCGGGACAUCCUUCCCUUCCUCUUCCUUGGCCCGAUUCGGUGCGGAUCCCCCAUUGGCGGCUGGAUAUGGUCCCAACACCACCACAACAACAACAACAACAACUUCCCAAAAACAACUGCUGUGGCAGCUAUACCCACAUUGGCUUUAUUAUCACAAUUUUACCAAAAAGAAAACUUUCAACUUGCCAAUUUGCCAAAAGCAUAUUUUGUCCAUUGUUUUUAUUUUUGUUAUGUUUUUGUAUAUAAACCCAAUUUGAAAAAUA